Talaromyces marneffei is the source of this 693-nucleotide messenger RNA. RefSeq lists its product as uncharacterized. The transcript is spliced from 4 exons. Gene Ontology annotation, molecular function: guanyl-nucleotide exchange factor activity; translation elongation factor activity. Lineage: Eukaryota; Fungi; Ascomycota; Eurotiomycetes; Eurotiales; Trichocomaceae. Gene Ontology annotation, cellular component: cytosol; eukaryotic translation elongation factor 1 complex. Bases 1 to 693 code for a protein of 230 amino acids. Gene Ontology annotation, biological process: translational elongation. The record is from RefSeq and is a predicted model, not a curated record.
AUGGGUUUCACCGACCUUACAUCCGACGCUGGCCUCGCCGUCGCCAACAACUUCCUUUCCACCCGCAGCUACAUCGUUGGCCACUCUCCUUCCCAGGCCGAUGUUGUCACAUACAAGGCCUUGAGCGGUGCUCCUGACGCCGCCAAGUACCCCCAUGUUGCUCGCUGGUACAAGCACAUUGCCACAUAUGAAUCAGAAUUCUCCACCCUGCCUGGUGACGCUUCCAAGGCCUACACCACCUAUGGCCCUGAGUUAGUAGAGCUUCCCACCAACCCUAAGCCUGCUGCUGCCGCCGAUGACGACGAUGACAUGGACGACCUCUUUGGCAGUGAUGAUGAUGAAGAGGAAGACCCAGAGGUUGUCAAGGAGCGUGAGGCUCGUCUCGCUGAAUACAAGAAGAAGAAGGAGGCCAAGCCCAAGCCUGCUGCCAAGUCAUUGGUUACCUUAGAAGUUAAGCCAUGGGAUGACGAGACCGAUCUCGUACAGAUGGAGAAGAACGUCCGUGCUAUUGAGAUGGAUGGUCUUGUCUGGGGUGCCUCCAAGCUUGUUGCCGUCGGUUUCGGUAUCAAGAAGCUCCAGAUCAACUUGGUCGUUGAGGACGAGAAGGUUUCCACUGAUGAGCUCCAGCAACAGAUCGAGGAGGAUGAGGACCACGUCCAGUCCACCGAUAUUGCUGCUAUGCAAAAAUUGUAA